Molecule: messenger RNA, 1855 nt
Organism: Mesocricetus auratus (golden hamster)
Lineage: Eukaryota; Metazoa; Chordata; Mammalia; Rodentia; Cricetidae
Gene: Nfam1
Product: NFAT activating protein with ITAM motif 1
Exons: 6
Coding region: 75-872 (265 amino acids)
Biological process (GO): positive regulation of cytokine production; B cell receptor signaling pathway; positive regulation of B cell receptor signaling pathway
Cellular component (GO): membrane raft
Molecular function (GO): transmembrane signaling receptor activity
Source: RefSeq, a predicted model, not a curated record
GGGCCACAGCCUCCAGUGAACCAAAGAGGAAGGAAAGAUUUUUGAUCCAGUCCGGCUCACGGUGGCGUCGUCAGAUGGAGAGCUGGUGUCUGUGGUGUGGGGCCCGGGUGGGGUACCCGCACCCUCCCAGCUGGCUCCCAGCUCUGUGGUUCCUCCGUUUGCUGCUGGUGCCCUGGACUUGGCAGUUAGCAGGAGGGAUAUCAGUGACCCACAUCGGCCUCCCUAUCAUGGUCUCUCUGGCCAACUCGGCUGUCUCCUUUAGCUGCAGAAUCAACCAUCAGGACAUGCCAGAAUUCAAGGACUUCACUGUUAACUUCUUUCAUGAAGAUCUCCAUGGCAAGAGAAGCUUGGAGAAGCCAAUUUACUGCCAACACAGUCCUGGCACAGAGAACCACACCCUGGAUUGUGUGGUUAAACUCAGCCUGCCAAAUGCGUUGGCCACGGGCACUUACUAUUGCUUAGUCCGAGGGCCAGUCUUGGUGCAAGGCAGUGGCACCUUCAUUCUGGUCAGAGACACAGCAUACCAGCCACCUUCGUUCAAGCUCCAGGAGGGCCUACUGUUUGGCUUUACCAGCCUGCUGUGUAUCCUGAGUGUGCUGGGCACAGCUCUCCUGCUUUGGAAGAAGAAACAGAUGUCAGUUCUGGGCAAGCACAUCACCAGGACAUGCCUUGGUUCCAAAUCCACCAGCAGAGCCACCAAGCCUCCAGCAGAACCCGUCUACACAGACCUGCAGCGUCGAGAGACAGAGAUCUAUGACUGCAUCGAGGCAGAGACUGGCAGCUCUAUCUCUAGCCAAAGUCCUUCCUCCAAGGACAAACUAAAUAGGUUUGAGGAAGACAAUGAAUUUAACCUCGUCUAUGAAAAUCUCUAGGAAAAGUUUUUUAUAGGCUCCAAGCCUUGUCUUGGAUUAGGACCCCAGAGCCACUUCUGUUGUCCGAGGACCUGAUCUGGGCCGGGAGUAGGGCCUGCUGGACACGUCAUCACCUCACCUGCACAUUGCUCUUCCUGCCUUGGCCUGGUCUGCUCUCCUGAUCUGCAUGCCAGCCUAUAGUUCACAUCUCUGGGCUUUUGCUCAGUCUGUUCCCUCCAAGAGCGCCAUUCUUCCCCUGGCCCUGUGGACAAAGUGCUCCUCAGUCCCACCGGGCUCUCGUGGACACCAGCUCUUUACCUCUCCACCUCUAACUGCCAUGCUCUGCAGAGCUGCGUACCUGGCUCCCUUGGCCCCAGCCUGCAUCUUGGUUCACAGGCAGACCUGCCCCUAGGAGAACACGGUGGGACCCCUGCCAGGCCUGUGUCUGGCAGCUGAACCAUGCUACCUGCUCAGCCAGCCUUCUCUGGGCCCAGUGGAUGGCCAGCAAGCCUGGUUCUGCCUAGGCCCUAACUCUGCGAACAAGCAAAGCUCCUCAUGGACUGCUAGGCUGAAUGAAGGUCUGUGCUCCUCAAGGCUGGCUUAAUUGAUUCCCGGUCUGUGAAGAAGGGAAACUGCCUGGCACCGAGUGGCCUCCAGGCUCCUGAUUCCUGCAGGCGAAGGCCAGCGCUGGGGUGGGAACUUCAGCCAGCAAACACUUGGCUGCUGUGCUCCCCACUUCUGAAGCUCUACGGCCAGUCUCUGGACUCUCUGACUGGGACGCAGGUGUUUUCAGCCCUUUCAGGAGAGUGAAGAAGCCUGGUUGACUUCUUGGGGUGCCCUGGCUCAGGGCUCAGCAGCCAGGUCUUCCAGCAGUCUUCACUGUCCCUUACCUAUAAAGCAGCUAAGGGAACCUGGCAAAGCCUAUUCUGUUUCUGUCCCUUCCCCAUGAAAAGCCUGCUGUGGCUUCUACUUCACUUGCAAUAAAAUCUCAGCUCGAUACUGUG